Condylura cristata (star-nosed mole) is the source of this 2036-nucleotide messenger RNA. It is a transcript of the gene GPKOW, whose product is annotated as G patch domain and KOW motifs. Gene Ontology annotation, molecular function: nucleic acid binding. Gene Ontology annotation, cellular component: spliceosomal complex. The transcript has 12 exons. Gene Ontology annotation, biological process: mRNA splicing, via spliceosome. Lineage: Eukaryota; Metazoa; Chordata; Mammalia; Eulipotyphla; Talpidae. Bases 393 to 1847 code for a protein of 484 amino acids. The record is from RefSeq and is a predicted model, not a curated record.
CUGCACAGGCGUCGCUGGAGGCCUCGCGUCCACACUGGUCAUGGAGCGGCGCGCGGGGGGCGCCGCGGACCCCCGCCUGCGCAGAGGAGUAGGACACAUAAGAUGCAUACGGUAGGUGAUCAGUAAAUCAAACGCCUACAGGAAGGAAUGGGUGCCCGGCAAGAAUGAAGCCACGUUCUCUGAAGAACUACAUUUCCCUGUAUGCUUGGCGCGACUUGCUCAAAUGUAGUGAAACGUGACCGUUACUUCCCACGGUCGCAUAGUCGCCUCCGCCUGCCGAUGCCGCAGUGUUUCAUGGGAAAGGUAGUUUUAGAACUUAUCUUCCGGCCCUCCGCAAACGAAGCCCAAACUCUACUUCCCAGCAAGCCGCGCCUCGGCCCUGGAAGGGUAAGAUGGCGGACGCAGAAGAGGAUGUUUUGCGGCCCGCUGCGAUGUCCGCGGCUCCGAUUUCAUUCAGUUUCAGUCGCACGGCGGCCCGGAGGCGGCUGGCGGACACCGGAGACGGCGCGGAUGUGGUUCCGGAGGAGAAGGAUUACUUGAAGACCGUGGAAGGAAAGGAGCUGCAAAGUGUGAAACCCUCAGAAGCCCCUAAGGAACUCGUGAUCCCUUUGAUCCAGAAUGGCCAUCGCAGACAACCACUGGCCCAGCCCCCUGGGCCAGCCACAAACACUGAAAUCUCAAUGGAUGGGGUUUUGUCUCAAGCUGUGAAAGAGCUCAUUGAGGAAUCCAAGAAGUCUCUGGAGGAGAGAGAGAAUGCGGGUGUCGACCCCACGCUCGCUAUCCCCAUGAUCCAGAAAGGAGGCACCCCCAUCGGGGAAAGGGCAGACAGCGAACCCCGGGCUGAGACAAUGCCAGAGGAGGCUGAUUAUGAGGCCGUCCCUGUGGAGGCCUAUGGGCUCGCCAUGCUGCGGGGUAUGGGCUGGAAACCUGGCGAGGGCAUCGGCCGCACCUUCAAUCAAGUGGUGAAGCCCUGUGUCAACUCACUAAGGCCCAAGGGGUUAGGACUGGGUGCCAACCCGACCGAGGUCCAGGCCCUGGCCCCCACUGGCCCCCACCGCCUGCCAAAGCCAGAUGCAGAUCCAGAGAAGGAUGAGAAAGACCAUCCCAAAGGACUGGUGCCUGGAGGUGCUGUGGUGGUUCUCUCUGGCCCUCACCGAGGCCUCUAUGGGAAGGUGGAAGGUCUUGAUCCUGACAAUGUUCGGGCCAUGGUACGUCUGGGCAAGGGAAACCGUAUGGUGACUGUUAGUGAGUACUGCCUGCGGCCCGUCUCCCAGCGGGAAUUUGAAAAGAACUCCCUGGAUCUCAGCCAGGUGAGAAAAACUUGCCCAGCACAACAGAAUGGAACAGCCUCAUCCUCGAAGUCCCAGCGAGAUCAGAACCUCCACGUCCGGUGGGAGGACUCAGAAAGGAAGCGGAAAUACCUUCCAGACCGACAAGAUGGGCCUGUAGCCAAGAGUGAGAAAGCAGCCUCCAGGAGUCAGCACUGGCUACACAGGGACCUGCGUGUGCGGUUUGUGGACAAGCUGCACAAGGGCGGCCAAUACUACAACACCAAGAUGACAAUCGAAGAUGUCCUGAGCCCAGAUACUUGUGUAUGUCGGACAGAUGAAGGCCGAGUCCUGGAAGGCCUGAGGGAAGACAUGCUGGAAACCUUAGUCCCCAAGGUUGAGGGCGACCGGGUGAUGGUGGUGCUGGGACCACAGGCUGGAAGGGUGGGCCGUCUGCUGGGCCGGGACAAAGCACGGAGUCGGGCCCUGGUGCAGCUGCGGAGAGAAAAUCGGCUGGUGGAGCUUUACUAUGAUGCGGUCUGCCAGUACGUGGGCCCCAGUGACUCAGAGGAAGACUGACCCAUGGACCCACUCCCACCCAAGCUCCCAUCGGACUUGUCCAGUAUGAAAAGCCUGCCCUUGCCAGGUGGGGAGGUUGCUGCUUUUUCCUCCACUUGCAGUGCAGCCUGGGGACAGGGACAGGACACUGGCAACAGACCCCGUAUCUGCCGGAACUCAGUGUGUAAUAAAAACUAUUUUAAACACUGA